GGUACCAUGCAACAACUUCGUAUCGACUUGACCCGUUUACAAGCGGACUUCACCCGGCAGCAGCACCAGCUCGCAGACCAAACGCAGGAGUUGCAGCUGGCGCAAGCGAGGGUCGAACGGCUCACGCACUGCGAGGAACAGUGCGUCGUCCUGGAAGUGGUAUGUGUAUCGUAGUUGCUGCUUUUUGAGGACCUGCUCUCUCUUGCGCGUGCUGCAGCCGAUCGGCUGCAAAAUUGUCAACGUUGCACUUGGCUGUAGCGCGACGACGUCAUAAGGUUUAGGACACUUUUACCUAGUUUCAGUUUGCCGAGCAAAGAAGUAUGUGAAUGAGUUUACUUCUUAUCGCAGCACACAAUCACAAAGACAAAAGCAAAAUGCCGAGAACAAACAUGUUGAAAAAUUUUGAAAUUGCAGAAGAGCCGCGACCUGGAGGACAGAUUGAAGCAGUCCGAGAGGGCGCUCGAGAAAACAGAACUCGAUUGGCAGAAUCGUUUUAAGGAGGCGCUGCACGCGAUGAAACAGCGGUUACGUGAACACGAGGAGAGUGGUGUGAGCGUUGCGGUAGAAAGAUGCGAACAAGACGAAAAAGCUCCUGCUGCAACCGGGCAACUACCCGAGCAGCAGCGGACCUCUUCUAACACCUUAGCUAAGACCUCAACAUCUCACGGGUCGUCCGGCGGGAAGAACAAGCUGACUGUGUGUUCAGGAGGGUCUGCAGCAGGAUCAGUCUCGUCGAGAGGUUCUAGUAAAGACACAGGGGCGGGCGCCACCGCCACGGCCGCUGCUGCCGGGGAGACAAUGACGAGGACCACGGAAACUAC
Amoebophrya sp. A120 is the source of this 821-nucleotide messenger RNA. NCBI's taxonomy places the organism in Eukaryota, Dinophyceae, Syndiniales, Amoebophryaceae. The record is from the annotation of a GenBank genome assembly.